Molecule: messenger RNA, 387 nt
Organism: Penicillium diatomitis
Lineage: Eukaryota; Fungi; Ascomycota; Eurotiomycetes; Eurotiales; Aspergillaceae
Exons: 1
Coding region: 1-387 (128 amino acids)
Source: RefSeq, a predicted model, not a curated record
AUGACGGAGGUUUUUGCCUCGAGAUCGUCUCCUCAACUGGACGGACCAACCAUCAUCCAAAAUUGGAGAAAAGAAUGGAGAAGCGAUGAGAAUCAGGCUGGAAUGCUCCGACCCGGAGAAAAAUCGCCGGCGGAGGAAUUGAUGGAUCAACAGUCAACACUUGAACACGGUAUCUAUGGCCCUCGACCAGGGUCCCGGAACGAACUAUGGACGGAUGGUCACUGUUGGGCGACGAUCCUCGCAGCAAACAAAUCGAAUGCAGAGACGCCCGUGAUGGGGACUUCUGGUGUGACUGUCAUUCGGGACUCCCAGCUCCCGACUACUUCCCUCGGCGCAAGCGGCCGCACUGAGAACGAUCAACCGGUUGAAAUUCGGAGUGGCUAUUGA